AUGUCCGACAACAUCACACCCGUCGCACCCAGCAACAUGACCGAGCAUGUCACGAUUCUCUCGCCCCUGGACGCCGAAGACCUGCGGUCCAAGGGCGCGCUUCACCCUGGCCCCGUCGCCGGGUUCCAAAGGCUGCAUCGGCGCCGGAUCAGCAUGUACACCGAUAAAGAGUACAAGAGGUUCCCCCUGGACUACCCGCCCGACGGCCCGGAGGCCGACGAGGCCUAUUGCACGAUCUCCGAGGUGCUCAUCUCUCGGGAGAGCCUCAUCGCUAUUGGGUUGAGCGACGCCAGGGCCACCGAGCUGUGGGAGCUGUGGUGCAACCGACCCGCGGCCGGGGCGAGCCCAGUUGUUCGCAAGCUGAUCUGCGAGUCCGACCCGGGUGACGAUGUCAUCGCUCUGGGGGACAUCUUCAUCGACUUCGUCCUCGUCCAGAUCGAGCUCCCGGACGAUCACGAAAGCGGCAGGGAUGACGACGCUUCGUGCCGCGCCUACUUCGACGCCUGCGGCAUCUCCCAAAAAACUCAAGAUGCAAUAUUGGACCCGGAGUACGAGCAGAUUCGACAGACCGAAAGCUGCUGGUACUGGGUUAAGGACACGGUGGGGGGUGGUUUCCGCGACCUGCAGUGCAUUCGACUCGAGUCUCUCGACAGAGCAGCACAGCUUCGACAGGCGGCCUCGGGUUCCAAUUCGAGCCCUGGGGCUCGGGAGAGAGCCGCCGGCGUUGGUGCCGGGACCACCCGCAGCGGUCAAGCAACCCCGACCAGCAGCGGCCAGGCAACCUCGACCGGCAGUGGUCAAGGAGCCCCGGCCGACGUGCCGAGCCAGGACGGCCAGAACGCCGACACGGAUGUGUGGAGCUCCGCCAGAGCCAUCGCCGCGCGAAAUGCACCUGGGCAUACUGUUCUGUACAAGGGGUCUUUGAGCGAUGACCGUCUUCGCGGCCUGUUCGACACGAACGGACGGCUUACCGACGCGACGAAGCUUUUGAGCAGCCCUCCCACCGACUUCAGCAGCGGACGCAAGGAUUUCUAUUUCACCCCGAUGUAUGAGGUGGCGGACAAGUAUCGCUGCCAUGCCAAACAUUGUCGCCGGUCGUCGAGCUAUGUCAUGCUUCGUUUUCACAUGCCGAAUGCCGCCAUCGAGAGCCUAGUCAACCCGGCAAUUCAACAAGUUUACUGGGAUAACAAAGGCAAAACUUCCGACUGGCAGCAACUGAUCUGGCAUUGCCGGACGCAAGCACAACUCCCGGCCCACCUCGCCAAGUACAAGAACGCAACCCUCGUGAUCGGCACGACCGCGAAGGCGCGAGCGGAGGUGUACCUCAACCUCGGGUCCUGGCGCGAGGUUGGGGAGUGCCAUGUAAUGAAGGUCCACGAUCAAACCGUCUCCAGGAAACGCCAGGCGAUACAGUUCGUCUUUUCCGGGACCCCCGAAGGGCAGGACUUCCUGCUCCGGAACGGCUUGCGCGACACCCUUGAGGUCCUCACCUCCCCCCCCGCUGGGUACCGGUAACGGGUCUCAUCUCGCCUCCUUGGUGGCCCUGGCAUGCUCGGU
Molecule: messenger RNA, 1557 nt
Organism: Chaetomium fimeti
Lineage: Eukaryota; Fungi; Ascomycota; Sordariomycetes; Sordariales; Chaetomiaceae
Exons: 2
Coding region: 1-1515 (504 amino acids)
Source: RefSeq, a predicted model, not a curated record